Molecule: messenger RNA, 843 nt
Organism: Gopherus evgoodei (Goodes thornscrub tortoise)
Lineage: Eukaryota; Metazoa; Chordata; Testudines; Testudinidae
Gene: ZGLP1
Product: zinc finger GATA like protein 1
Exons: 5
Coding region: 47-502 (151 amino acids)
Biological process (GO): oocyte development; regulation of transcription by RNA polymerase II; spermatogenesis
Cellular component (GO): nucleus
Molecular function (GO): zinc ion binding; sequence-specific DNA binding
Source: RefSeq, a predicted model, not a curated record
GAGCGCUGAGGCCCGAGACCCCUCUUUCCAGGGGGUGACCCUCUGCAUGUGCCUGUGUCUUUGCCAAGGCAGCUCCGAUGGGUACCAGCUCCUCAUCCGCCCCCAGUACAGCAGUGCAACAUGUGGGAAAAGAAGCCGUAACCCAAAUCCAAGUCACGUCUCUUUAACAAGAGAAUUUUGCAGAGCCAGCAGUUCUGAGGAGGAUCAAGGCUCCCUCUCUGUCCAGAGUGGUAAGUGUUGUGCUUCCUGCCAGACGAGGAAAACUCCCCUGUGGAGGAUUGCUGAGGACGGCACCCUACUCUGCAAUGCUUGUGGCAUCAGGUACAAAAAGUACAGGAUACGAUGUUUCCGCUGCUGGAAUAUCCCGAAGAAAAGUGGCAAACCUUACUCCCGCUGCUCGAACUGUGGAGACAGACUGCGCAUGGCCGCGACCCAGCAGAGAACCGUGAAAAGAAAAUGCGACGACUUCCUUAAAUCUCAAGCAAGGGCUCUUUGCUAUUAGCCGGACAGCGGGCUCUGGUACCUGCUGGAGUGAGCAGGGGACCAGCGCUGCCCUGCGGGCUGAACGGAGGGAUGCGAGAAGCGUUGGCUCAGUCGGACCAGUUGUUGCGUUUCCCCCUUCCUCUCGUGUUGUUGUGUUCUGUAAAAUUAACGUUCACUCCUGCCUUUGGUUUGUGCGAAGUGGACGGGAAAAUGAACCCAGGUUUUUGCACAGGUGAAGUUGUUACAGAGCCUGAAUGAGGGGUGGGAAAAUAAGAGUUGGAAUCUUAAGCUUGCUCCUGGCUCGCUGGGUGGGUGUGAGUGUGGGUGGCUGCUUGUUCAGACCCCAGGAUACACUGGCCU